Xenopus laevis (African clawed frog) is the source of this 2659-nucleotide messenger RNA. It is a transcript of the gene htr1d.S, whose product is annotated as 5-hydroxytryptamine (serotonin) receptor 1D, G protein-coupled S homeolog. Gene Ontology annotation, molecular function: G protein-coupled receptor activity; G protein-coupled serotonin receptor activity. The coding region runs from base 1179 to 2309 and encodes 376 amino acids. Gene Ontology annotation, biological process: adenylate cyclase-activating adrenergic receptor signaling pathway; G protein-coupled serotonin receptor signaling pathway; positive regulation of MAPK cascade. Lineage: Eukaryota; Metazoa; Chordata; Amphibia; Anura; Pipidae. The transcript has 3 exons. Gene Ontology annotation, cellular component: synapse; plasma membrane; membrane. The record is from RefSeq and is a predicted model, not a curated record.
UUGCUGCAAAUUGCCCAGUCGAAAUGACAACAUGCAUAAUUAACUCUAAAUUAUUCACUCAUUCGGUCUGUUGUACGUAAGCACAGAAACCUUCGGAGGUGGUUAAUCUAUUUUGUAUGUGCUGAUGUGAAUGGUGAAACUCCUCCCUAGACUCAUGCACUGAAUCCUACAUCAAUAUGUACCUAAGACAGCCUCAGUAGCUAAAGCUGCUCUUACUGUUGGAUGAAAGAAGCUUGGUGCAGAGUGUAACCUUGCCAGAACACAGUCCAGAUAACACUCCAAAUGUCAGUUACAGCAGGACAAUGAAGAGAAGGAAGCCACUUCAAAGAAGCAAAACAGUUUAAUUGUGGAAUACAAAUUCUUUUUAAAGUCAGUGGUUCACCUUGGUCCAUUGCCAGUGCCAAUUUUCUAAAUUCUGAAUUGUAAUCAUUGACAGAAUGCCAUGUGAAAGUUCUUACAGCGUGUCAGAUUCUUUGCUGAGCAUAGUGGUCCAGCAGGGUGAAUGGAUAAAUGAAAGAAAAAUUAACUUUGUCAAUCAAGGUUUGUACUUCAGACAGAACAGUAUCAUGAUUCUACGUGGACAGAAACUGUGCUGCUUAUACAUCAAUGGGGCUGUUCUCCCUAAUCCUUUAAGAGCAAUGUUAUCUACAUAAGAUCAUUUCUGUAUGUUCAAUAUUUAUUACGCAGUGUAAGGUCCGACUCCCUUUUUUCAGUCUUAACAAAAAAUACAACUGAGAUUUGAUUUACUAGGAAAUACAUAUUAAACACAUUCUGCUAAUGAGCAACAGUUCACAGUUCGAGAAGAAAAUUGCUCUAACAUUAUGGAAAUGAUAGGUAUGAAUUUUAAGUAAAUACUAUUAGCAUCCUGAUCUGAGUUUCCAAAAUGCUUGUAAAUAAUAAAGUUACUGAAGACAUUCUUAUAACAUCUUUUAAUAUACAUUUAGAAUGUUAGACUUAGCAUUGUGCUUCCAAUUUUAGUUUUUUUUAUAUUAGCCCUUUAAACAUUUUUUGGGAAUUUUAACAGAGUAAAUUAAAAUGAAUACAAAGCACAAUCUAAUGUUUUGAAAUGACUACAAACAUGAAACCAAAUUUUGAAAUAAGUGAAUUGGGGGUAUUUAGUUAGCAAAAACAAUAUCUCGGCAAUAAAUAUAAUUAGACCUUUAGAUAUUUGGGACAAAAUGGCACAUUAUAAUACAUCGUUUGAUCAAGACAUUCGCAUUGUAUCAGAAAGUUUUAACUCCUCUGACAUUAUGAUAGAACAGGAAGAGUCAACACUGUUAGGACUUAAGAUCACUCUUGCUGUUUUUUUAUCCAUUAUAACUUUAUCUACCCUUUUGUCAAAUGUCUUUGUCAUUUUUACUAUAGUUAUGACUCGGAAGCUCCAUACCCCUGCAAAUUAUCUAAUUGGUUCCUUAGCAUUUACUGAUCUGUUAGUGUCAAUCCUGGUAAUGCCUAUAAGCAUUGCAUACACAGUCACACAUACAUGGACAUUUGGUCAAAUUGUAUGUGACAUAUGGUUGCUCUCAGAUAUUACUUGCUGCACUGCAUCAAUAUUGCAUCUGUGUGUCAUUGCUUUGGAUAGAUACUGGGCUAUCACAGAUGCACUGGAAUACACCAAACAUCGGACAGCUAGGAGAGCAGCUGUGAUGAUAUCAGUGGUGUGGAUUAUUUCCAUAUGUAUUUCCAUACCACCCCUCUUUUGGAGGCAAGCCAAAGCUUAUGAAGAACUUACAGUAUGUACAAUCAAUACUGACCAGAUCUCAUACACCAUAUACUCCACAUGUGGUGCCUUCUAUAUUCCAACUGUACUUCUAAUUAUGUUGUAUGGGAAGAUUUAUAUAGCAGCACGAUCAAGAAUUCUAAAGCCCCCAUCCAUAUAUGGGAAAAGGUUUACAACAGCACAUCUAAUCACUGGAUCAACUGGGUCUUCCUUUUGUUCAGUUAAUGCAAAUGUUCACAUGGAACAUCCACAUGCUGCUGAAACACCCAUCUGUAUUAAUCACAUCAAGAUAAAGUUGGCUGAUAGUAUUAUAGAAAGAAAGAGACUGUCUGCAGCCAGAGAAAAAAAAGCCACCAAAACCCUUGGCAUAAUUCUGGGGGCAUUUAUAGUCUGCUGGUUACCAUUUUUUGUUGUAUCCCUGGUCCUACCUAUCUGCAGAGAUGCCUGUUGGUUUCAUCCACUACUGUUUGAUUUCUUCACUUGGCUGGGAUAUCUAAACUCCCUAAUUAACCCUGUGAUUUAUACAGUUUUCAAUGAAGAUUUCAAAAAAGCAUUUCAAAAACUCAUUCGACACAACAAUGCCUCCUAGGAUUUAUUGAUCUAUACUGCUGGGGCAGGAAGGACAUUUGGGACAUUAUAAACGUAUGUCGAAAUACUUUAUACAAAUGAAAACACUGCAAGCACAAAGUAAAACGUUAUUAAAAAUAAAAUGAUUUUGUACUUGGAUGAUGCCAUUCAGCUAUUAUGAAAACAGGGCCAUUAAUAAACUAUUUUCUUUAAACAGUUUUUAUGAAAGUAUUUUACACAGGUUAUUGGGACUUCCUGAAAAAAGUACAUAGCGUUAUAAGUGUGCUGACAUAUGCCAAUAAAACUCAAACUUUGCUACAGAAAAGGGCAAACAAGAUGCAAAUAAUAUGGACAGAUUUAUCAAAGGCCAAG